GCUAGAGAUGACACGGUGAUGGAUCACAGAGUGCUGAUAGUGUUUCUGUGGCUCUGGAGCUCAGCGGCUCCUGAUGAUGUCAGGUUGGUGGGCGGAGCCAGCCGCUGUGCUGGGAUCCUGGAGAGGAGAGAUGGAGGCGACUGGAAAGUAGUUAACAUCUCUCUGUCUGAGUGGAACCUGACAUCUGCAGAGAUGCUGUGCAGACAGCUGGGCUGUGGUCCUGCACUUUCACUGGGACGACCAGAGAAAUCCUCAAGGACUGAACCACCAUCAUAUUCUGGAAACCUGCAGAUAACCUGCUCAUGCUCUGGUUGUUUGUCUGAAAAUCUGAAAGCAUUACUGAGAGGAGAGAGAGCACUUUCAGACCCUGAUGAUGAAGUCCGGUUGGUGGGAGGAUCCAGCACCUGCUCUGGUGGACUACAGAUCAAACACCAUGGAGAGUGGAGACCAGCGGAUAUUUGGAACCCUUCCUGGACUCCAAAUGAUGCAGCUGUGAUUUGUAGAAGACUCAACUGUGGCUCUGCUGUUUCAUCUGGACUGAUGGUGGAGUCCUCUGACAGACCAGUGUGGAGGAUCAACCGUGAAUGUGUAGAGUCUAAAUCUACAUUAAAGGAAUGUGUGGGAACAGAGAAUCGGCCCAGCAACCUUGGGCUGGAAAUCAGCUGUUUAGACCCUGAUGAUGAAGUCCGGUUGGUGGGAGGAUCCAGCACCUGCUCUGGUGGACUACAGAUCAAACACCAUGGAGAGUGGAGACCAGCGGAUAUUUGGAACCCUUCCUGGACUCCAAAUGAUGCAGCUGUGAUUUGUAGGAGACUCAACUGUGGCUCUGCUGUUUCAUCUGGACUGAUGGUGGAGUCCUCUGACAGACCAGUGUGGAGGAUCAACCGUGAAUGUGUAGAGUCUAAAUCUACAUUAAAGGAAUGUGUGGGAACAGAGAAUCGGCCCAGCAACCUUGGGCUGGAAAUCAGCUGUUUAGACCCUGAUGAUGAAGUCCGGUUGGUGGGAGGAUCCAGCACCUGCUCUGGUGGACUACAGAUCAAACACCAUGGAGAGUGGAGACCAGCGGAUAUUUGGAACCCUUCCUGGACUCCAAAUGAUGCAGCUGUGAUUUGUAGAAGACUCAACUGUGGCUCUGCUGUUUCAUCUGGACUGAUGGUGGAAUCCUCUGACAGACCAGUGUGGAGGAUCAACCGUGAAUGUGUAGAGUCUAAAUCUACAUUAAAGGAAUGUGUGGGAACAGAGAAUCGGCCCAGCAACCUUGGGCUGGAAAUCAGCUGUUUAGACCCUGAUGAUGAAGUCCGGUUGGUGGGAGGAUCCAGCACCUGCUCUGGUGGACUACAGAUCAAACACCAUGGAGAGUGGAGACCAGCGGAUAUUUGGAACCCUUCCUGGACUCCAAAUGAUGCAGCUGUGAUUUGUAGAAGACUCAACUGUGGCUCUGCUGUUUCAUCUGGACUGAUGGUGGAAUCCUCUGACAGACCAGUGUGGAGGAUCAACCGUGAAUGUGUAGAGUCUAAAUCUACAUUAAAGGAAUGUGUGGGAACAGAGAAUCGGCCCAGCAACCUUGGGCUGGAAAUCAGCUGUUUAGACCCUGAUGAUGAAGUCCGGUUGGUGGGAGGAUCCAGCACCUGCUCUGGUGGACUACAGAUCAAACACCAUGGAGAGUGGAGACCAGCGGAUAUUUGGAACCCUUCCUGGACUCCAAAUGAUGCAGCUGUGAUUUGUAGAAGACUCAACUGUGGCUCUGCUGUUUCAUCUGGAUUGAUGGUGGAGUCCUCUGACAGACCAGUGUGGAGGAUCAACCGUGAAUGUGUAGAGUCUAAAUCUACAUUAAAGGAAUGUGUGGGAACAGAGAAUCGGCCCAGCUCCCUUGGGCUGGAAAUCAGCUGUUUAGACCCUGAUGAUGAAGUCCGGUUGGUGGGAGGAUCCAGCACCUGCUCUGGUGGACUACAGAUCAAACACCAUGGAGAGUGGAGACCAGCGGAUAUUUGGAACCCUUCCUGGACUCCAAAUGAUGCAGCUGUGAUUUGUAGAAGACUCAACUGUGGCUCUGCUGUUUCAUCUGGAUUGAUGGUGGAGUCCUCUGACAGACCAGUGUGGAGGAUCAACCGUGAAUGUGUAGAGUCUAAAUCUACAUUAAAGGAAUGUGUGGGAACAGAGAAUCGGCCCAGCAACCUUGGGCUGGAAAUCAGCUGUUUAGACUCUGUCAGACUGGUGAACAGGACUGGUCUGUGUUCAGGCAGACUGGAGGUGAAGUCCGGCCAGCACUGGUCCCCAGUGUGUGAGGAGGACUUGGACCUGCAGGGUGCUCAGGUGGUCUGCAGGGAGCUGGGCUGUGGGGCUCCUUCAGUCUUCAAGGGGGGAAUGUUUGGAGAAGUGGAGGCUCUGUUCUGGACUAAGAAGUUCCAGUGUGAAGGCCAUGAGUCUGCUCUCCUGGACUGUCCAGACUCAGCGUUGACUGGAAACACCUGUCCACCUGGUAAAGCUGUUGGCCUCACCUGCUCAGACCCUGAUGAAGUCCGGUUGGUGGGAGGAUCCAGCACCUGCUCUGGUGGACUAGAGUGGAGACACCAUGGAGAGUGGAGACCAGCGGAUCCUUUAUUCCAUUCCUGGACUCCAAAUGAUGCAGCUGUGAUUUGUAGAAGACUGGACUGUGGCUCUGCUGUUUCAUUUGGACUGAUAAGGGCAUCCAUUGACAGACCAGUGUGGUGGAUCAUCUCUGAAUGUGUAGAGUCUAAAUCUACAUUAAAGGAAUGUGUGAGAACAGAAGCUCGGCCCACCAACCGUGGGCUGGAAAUGACCUGCUCAGACUCUGUCAGACUGGUGAACAGGACUGGUCUGUGUUCAGGCAGACUGGAGGUGAAGUCCGGCCAGCACUGGUCCCCAGUGUGUGAGGAGGACUUGGACCUGCAGGGUGCUCAGGUGGUCUGCAGGGAGCUGGGCUGUGGGGCUCCUUCAGUCUUCAAGGGGGGAAUGUUUGGAGAAGUGGAGGCUCUGUUCUGGACUAAGAAGUUCCAGUGUGAAGGCCAUGAGUCUGCUCUCCUGGACUGUCCAGACUCAGCGUUGACUGGAAACACCUGUCCACCUGGUAAAGCUGUUGGCCUCACCUGCUCAGACCCUGAUGAUGAAGUCCGGUUGGUGGGAGGAUCCAGCACCUGCUCUGGUGGACUACAGAUCAAACACCAUGGAGAGUGGAGACCAGCGGAUAUUUGGAACCCUUCCUGGACUCCAAAUGAUGCAGCUGUGAUUUGUAGAAGACUCAACUGUGGCUCUGCUGUUUCAUCUGGACUGAUGGUGGAGUCCUCUGACAGACCAGUGUGGAGGAUCAACCGUGAAUGUGUAGAGUCUAAAUCUACAUUGAAGGAAUGUGUGGGAACAGAGAAUCAGCCCAGCGAGUUUGGGCUGGAAAUCAGCUGUUUAGGAAACUCAGCAUUCAUAGCAAUCACCAGGAUAACUCUGGGACUCUUGAUGAUGAUGAUUCUUCUCCCCUUGAUUCUGUGGAUGAGGAAGAAGGACUCUAUGGAGGCUGAACCUGCAGAAGCAAUGGAGUUAAAUCCUGUGUACGAGAACAUCUCAGACGUCACUGCAGCACAGGGAGAAGACAGAGAGGAGCAGGAAGAUGCUGUAUAAAGUCCUCAGGUUAGAGACUCCUGCACAGAAUAAACAGACCCACUGUAGAGUCACGCUCAUCUAUGUAACAUGUUACAACCAUACUAUACCAGUAUUCCAGUCACUUUUCUGUGAUGUUCUUUAAAUGCUGUUGAAUCGGGAGAAGACUUCCUGUGUGGUGGGGACAUUUACCUUAAGCAGCUGUAGGCUGAUAUGAAUUCAUGUUAAAUUAUUACUGAGAGACAAAUAUCGGGCUGAAAACAGAUAUAAAAUGAUGUUAUAAUUACCAACAGAGAGAGAGGAAUGCAGACAAAACCAUCAGCAGAAAGCUGAAUUUGAUGCCUCAGGCUGAAGAAGUAAAAAUCUGUAGUUAGCUCUCUAUCUCUCCCUGUCUCUCUCUGUUUAUAAAUGUUUAUACAUGUUUUAUGGGAUUCUCAACCAUUUUGAUAAAAAAUGUCACACCAACAGAUUUAGUGUCAUGUACUUCAUUAACAUUAAUGUCAGUCA
This is a messenger RNA of Cheilinus undulatus (humphead wrasse), 4116 nucleotides long. Its product is annotated as scavenger receptor cysteine-rich type 1 protein M130-like. Lineage: Eukaryota; Metazoa; Chordata; Actinopteri; Labriformes; Labridae. Gene Ontology annotation, cellular component: membrane. Bases 19 to 3630 code for a protein of 1203 amino acids. The transcript is spliced from 16 exons. The record is from RefSeq and is a predicted model, not a curated record.